GAAAAGAUCGAAGAAGAAGAAGAAGAAACACGCGUGGGCUAAGCUAGAUAGCUGCUGCGUUGUUCCAGCUCGGCUAAUAUUUCAGCAACCAUGUCUUCAGUUCAGCAUCUCAGAGAGUUUAUCAGAGAGCGACUAACUGCUGCUGCUCAAGAAAUCUUCACAGAGGUUGAAAAAACCAUCAUUUGCUACGAAGAAGGUCUCGAUGCUCAGCGCAGAAUGAUGGGGAUCGACUGGAAACCACAAAUUAAGCUUCACAGAGUCGGUUCGGAGCUGCAGAGACAAAGUUCUGUUCCCACAGACCUCCAACAGCCAAGUGUCUCCAAUGAGGAAGAAGAUUCUGCCAUCCAACAAGUCUGGAGCCUGGCAAGUAGGUCCAAUCAGGACCAGAAAGAAGCAGAACAUCAGUGGACUGAAGAGGAACAGAUGGAACCAGAACCUAAAUGGAUUAAAAAAGAAGAGGAGGAACCAGAACCUACACUGUUCAAACAUGAGGAAAUAGAAUAUCCACUAACAUAUGUAAGAAAAGAGGAGCUAGAUUCUUCAGUGCUUCAACAUGAACAGCAGCCACCAGAACAUUUACCAACUGGACAGGACCAGAAGGACCUCUGCAGCAGUCAGGAGGGAGAGCAGCUUGUCCAGAAGCAGUUUGUUGCUUUGAUUGAGACUUCUACUCUUCAGGGAGAUGAUAUGAGUGAAGAAGAGACAAGAACAGAGCAGCUUUCCCUUCAUGUCUCUCCAGUGGUUGAGAGCAAAGAUCAGGAAGGAAGCAGCUGCUCUGUGUCAGAGAGUCAGUCUGAUACUGGCACAAAGAAAAGAUCUUUCAAAUGUGACAUUUGUGGGAGAUGUUAUACACAACAGUAUAACUUGAAAAACCAUUACAGAACCCACACUGGUGAGAAACCUUUUUCAUGUGAAACAUGCGGAAAAAGUUUCUCCAUAAUGAGAAAUUUAAAUCGUCACAAGAGAAUUCAUACAGGAGAGAGGCCUUUCUCAUGCCAAUCAUGCGGAAAAAGUUUUUCUGAAAUUAGUAAUUUAAAUCGUCACAAGAAAAUUCAUACAGGUGAGAAGCCUUUUUCAUGCAAGUUAUGCGGAAAGAGUUUCUCUCAAUUUAGUUCUUUAAAUUGCCAUAGUAGUAUUCAUGCAGGUGAGAGGCCUUUUUCAUGCAACUUAUGUGGAAAAAGUUUCUGUCGAUUUAGUCAUUUAAAUGACCACAAGAAAAUUCAUACGGGUGAGAGGCCUUUUUCAUGCAAGUCAUGCGGAAAGAAUUUCUCUCGACUUAGUCACUUAGAUCGUCACAACAAAAGUCAUACAGGUGAGAAACCUUUUUCUUGCCAGUCAUGCGGAAAGAAUUUCUCUCAAAUUUAUCAUUUAAAUCGUCACAAGAAAAGUCAUACAUUUCAGAAGGAUUUCCACGAGAAACAAUAAAUUAAUCAGCAGUAAAUAAAAAUGAGCUUAUUAAUAAAAUGAUGGAUAUAAAAUUGCUUCUUUGUUUUCAUCAUCUCUUUUUACAAAGAGACUGACAAAGAGGUGACAAAAAGUUUCACUCCUGUGCCUCGUGUUCCCUCCCCUCUCAUUUUCUUGGUAACGGCUAAACACACUUGGAGCUAAAAGCGUCAGUUUUCUUCAACUCUGACUGAACCCAUCACAUGGCAUAUUAUAUCAACGACAGCAACAAAAGAUAAAAAGUUUUCAACUUUGUGACAUAACUUGUAUAUCCCGCAUGUAAGAGCUAGAAAUGUCACAUGACCUAAUUAUGUCUUUGUCUUGGCUGGAUGAGAGCUAGCGACUGUCGCCUCACCACGCAAUCUCCGUAAGAGGGAGAAGCGCCUCCCUCUUACCGCUGUGACUUCACACGACCAUUACUUCAGUUACCUGCCGGGCUCCUUGUCUCCUACCACAGAGAGUAGUAUAAAGCCCAGUGAGGAGGAGCGAGCAGUCUGGGAACGCGUUUUCUAUUUAUAUAAAAAUUAACCCCUGUUGGUCAAGGGCCUUUGGGAUUAUCAAAUCUUGUCCUUCCUGUAUGCAAGCUAAUAUUUUGGCACUGAAAUUUAGCAUGUGUGAAGAUAAGGUGAAAGUGUUCAUUUUUGAAACAUGUUGCAUGGUGUUUUAUGUAGCUCACCUGUGGUGUAACUACAGUAAAACUAUAAUGAAGAAACUGCAAGUAGCCAAUCAGGACGCUUUCAGAAUCCUCAGAUUUCCACGUUGAACAUCUGCAAGUCAAAUGUUUGUCAUGAGUAGCAUACCAGCUUUUCAUGUUUUGCUGAGGAAUUUCAUGUAAAGAUGUAUGUACAGACUGGAUGUAUCGAACAACUUCACAAUAAAAGCUCUGACAACUGCAUCAUAUGGUGAUAUUAGAUAUUUCUAACUUUAACUAUUGGAGUCAUUGUUUAUCGGCCUUGUGAUGUUUUUUUACUUGAUGAUUUUUGUAUUUGACUUUUCUAAAUUGCAUGGACUACUUUUUGUCUCGUAAUAAAUAUUUAUGAAUUAA
Messenger RNA from Poecilia latipinna (sailfin molly), 2488 nucleotides. Its product is annotated as zinc finger protein OZF-like. Lineage: Eukaryota; Metazoa; Chordata; Actinopteri; Cyprinodontiformes; Poeciliidae. Gene Ontology annotation, molecular function: DNA-binding transcription factor activity, RNA polymerase II-specific; RNA polymerase II transcription regulatory region sequence-specific DNA binding. Gene Ontology annotation, biological process: embryo development; regulation of transcription by RNA polymerase II. The transcript has 3 exons. Gene Ontology annotation, cellular component: nucleus. The record is from RefSeq and is a predicted model, not a curated record. The coding region runs from base 91 to 1425 and encodes 444 amino acids.